AUGGCAAGGCCUCUUUGGAGCAAUUCAGCUAUCCUAACCGUGGUUCGACGUGCAACGAAUAUUGUCAAAGCUCAUACCGAUCUCGACGAAGUCACUGAAAAUCGUUUGAACACGCUUGUGUUUGGUCACAAAAGAAAACGAGCUGAUGAUGAUUCUUAUGUGGAUGUAGAUAAUAACCCUUUUUGGGUUCAGAGGGAAGAGGAUGAUGUCAACGAAGUCGAAGAAAUGGUAGAUACAUGUGUUACUUUAACUGAUUGA
Molecule: messenger RNA, 258 nt
Organism: Paraglomus brasilianum
Lineage: Eukaryota; Fungi; Glomeromycota; Glomeromycetes; Paraglomerales; Paraglomeraceae
Source: the annotation of a GenBank genome assembly